This is a messenger RNA of Pararge aegeria (speckled wood butterfly), 641 nucleotides long. Its product is annotated as thioredoxin, mitochondrial. NCBI's taxonomy places the organism in Eukaryota, Metazoa, Arthropoda, Insecta, Lepidoptera, Nymphalidae. Gene Ontology annotation, molecular function: protein-disulfide reductase activity. The transcript is spliced from 2 exons. Gene Ontology annotation, cellular component: cytoplasm. The record is from RefSeq and is a predicted model, not a curated record. Bases 108 to 548 code for a protein of 146 amino acids.
CUGAGUUCCUAGCAAUUGACACAAUAUAAGUUUUUUGAGUUUUGACAUUUGACAGAAAAUCGCAUUGCAUUUAUUUCGGUUAAUUUUCGCAGAAAAUCAAUCUUAAAAUGUUAGGUCGAAGUUUAUUGUUAAGAAAUUCAUAUUUCGCUAAACCAUCAUUAUUCCUAAGAAACUUAACUGUAACCUCGCCCACUUAUGAUAUAAUAAAAAUCCAAAGUACCGAUGACUUUAAGGCUAAAGUUAUUAACAGCAAAACUCCUGUUGUUGUAGAUUUCUUUGCGACAUGGUGCAAUCCAUGCAAGCUGCUUACUCCACGGCUUGAGUCAAUCAUCUCAGAGAGCAAAGGCAAAAUACUUCUGGCCAAAGUGGAUAUUGAUGAACAAACAGACUUGGCACUAGAUUAUGAAGUGAGUUCCGUGCCAGUUCUUGUAGCUAUAAAGAAUGGUAAAGUGCAACAGAGAUUAGUUGGAUUACAAGAUACAGAUAAAUUGAGGAAGUGGAUUACACAGUUUACAUCUGAUGACUCAGAAGUCAAUGUUCAUAAUUGAUGGGAAGAUGGGAUUUAGGAUGUUUAAAUAAAAGAUUUUAAUUGUAGAUGUCCUGAUCUACUAUUAUUAUGCUUAAUUUUGUAUCAAUAACAU